Sphaerulina musiva SO2202 is the source of this 2353-nucleotide messenger RNA. Its product is annotated as cyclin. The transcript has a single exon. Bases 716 to 1825 code for a protein of 369 amino acids. The record is from RefSeq and is a predicted model, not a curated record. Gene Ontology annotation, molecular function: protein kinase binding; cyclin-dependent protein serine/threonine kinase regulator activity. NCBI's taxonomy places the organism in Eukaryota, Fungi, Ascomycota, Dothideomycetes, Mycosphaerellales, Mycosphaerellaceae. Gene Ontology annotation, cellular component: nucleus; cyclin-dependent protein kinase holoenzyme complex. Gene Ontology annotation, biological process: regulation of cyclin-dependent protein serine/threonine kinase activity.
CCUCUCCUCACCGUCCCGUUACCGCACCAGCACUGAGCCAUCUGUCCUCCCCGGUCCGGCCACUCAGUCCCCCAAAAACGCCGAGCUGCACGUCGCCAGCCAGAGCCGGACGAUUGCCCCGCCAAGCCAUAGCCACCGACCGCUGCAUCGUGGACCACCAACCACCAACUCCUGCGCCAGUGCUACGACCACUUCAAUUUUCCGAUACAUCUCCCAGCACUUGUCCGCAGGCCGGCAAGUCUCCGCCUUAAUCAAUCAUUCAUCAUCACCAUCUUUUCCACGCUGCGAAUCUCGUGCCGGUUUUUUUGUCCUAAACCCAAAGGUUGAUCCCCGGGAGCCUAUCAAGCGCACACCGUCAUUUCAAGAAACCUCUUCUCUGAGAGACCCCAGCUCCCGCUCUCUGCCUAAUCCUCUUGUCUGUCUAUCGAGACAGCUCAUUAUCAGGCUGCAGCGCGAUUGUCUUCUCGUCGCUAUUGUUGUCAACGGGCUUACGAGCCUAUUCACCUCGCGGACGACCCCCCAAACCCUAUUGUGUGAACUGCCUGUUAUUGUGCCAGGCAACACUCCCACUCGAAUCAUCUAUUCCCUAUUGUCACCAUCUACAAUAGGUAGUCUUUCCAUAUAAUCCCCUCGAUCUACCCUGGGACUUGUCGACGGAUUUACCGACAUCAACCGUGGAUUAACAACGACAUCGACCACACAUAUCUCACCCACGAUGGCUUACUCACCCGUCACACCAGAGCAGAACGCUGCUGCCUUGCAGCACUUCAUCUACCAGCCUGUCUCGCAGCACAUGGUCAGCUAUCUCGCCAGUAAAGCAGCACAAGUCAUCCGCUGCGAAAGCAGCCAAUCGACUUCGAUCCACAAGGCACUCCCGCCUACACCUCCGACCACUCCUCCCCAACAACAAAAUGCGUCGUCCUGCUUUGAACCUUCGCUUCCAUCGCUGGAGCUCUUUAUCACUGGACUUGUCGAGAAGUCACAUGUGCAGGUGCCUACGUUGAUGACGUCUCUCGUCUACCUGGGGCGGUUACAACAACGUCUGCCUCCCGUCGCCAAAGGCAUGAGGUGUACUGCGCAUCGAAUCUUCUUGGCUGCUCUGAUUCUAGCUGCCAAGAACCUCAAUGACUCCUCUCCAAAGAACAAACAUUGGGCUCGAUACACUGCCGUCCGUGGCUUCGAGAACUUUGGCUUCAGCCUGACCGAAGUGAAUCUCAUGGAGAAGCAACUCCUGGGAUUGCUCGAGUGGGACUUGAGAGUCACAGAAGAUGAUCUCUACUUCCAUCUCGACCCUUUCCUCGCACCCAUCCGCACUUUCCAGAUCCGCCAAGCAGAGAAGCAGCGGAUGCGGGACGAGAUUGCGGCUCUCGAGCAACGCCAGCGCGCAAUUGCUGCCGAGCAGCAAAGACUGGCUUCAAUCGAAUCUUCUCGCUACUACGAAUCCCCACGAACCGUGGGGCAGUACACAUAUCAGCAACAAAUGUACUACUCCGCUCCGUCAACAUCAUCGUCAUCAACGUCAUCAUCACGGGUGCCUUCGCGAACGCCCUCUCUAUCGCCACCAACACGAAGUCACUCUGCAGCCUCAUCGGUGUCUGCAGAGUCAUUUGCUUCCACGUCCUCGCCAUCUAGCCUGAUGUCUUCGCACGCCGACUCCAACUACGAACUCCAAUACAAGCAGGCGCAACCCAUCAUCAGCCAUAGCUUGCCGCUCGAGCACACCGACCUGCCUCCCAAAAAGCACAGGGUUAACAUCUUCUCGCGCUUCCUCCCGUCUACCCUCAGCCGUACUCAAAUAUCUUCGAACAACGUUGCUGGAUACUAGGAUCAACUUGAUAAGAGAAGUUCUCCGACUUUCCCACGACACGGCUUUUCUUUUUUUGCUAUCAGGGAUUCCACGCACACACGUACCGUGUAAUAAAUGAGACGAUUCAGCAUUCUGGGCGGGACAAUGGCGAAGGCAAAGGCGAGACUUGUGUCAUUUUUUGUUUUGGCGCAACCGGCGAAAGGGGCAUUCAAACGAGCAUGAUUGAUUGAUUGAUUGAUGGAUUGAUUGGGGAGCUGGCAUGGAUUCAUGACUUGAUGAUAAACAUUCAACUGCAUGGCGCAGCGAGAGGGCGUUGCGCUACGAGCUGGCUCGUAUGAACGAGCGAUUCUUGACAAGAGGGCGGAGUUGACGCAGCAUGAUACCACACUUUUUUUGACGCAUGGCGUGGCGUAGUUAAUGAGAGAGACUUUUGCAUUUCGUUCUCUCCGCAAAAAGCUACGUGACGAGAAAUGGUUGAUAGACUGGCAGUAGUAGUAGCAGAAAAGUACCUUUGAUGGCAUGAAACGAACGAGAGAAAAAUAAGAC